CUCCCUCACGAACCGAGGCCGAUCUCGACUUCAACAUGAAAUUGGCAGUCACCCCCACCCGCACAUGAAUUCAUGAGCUUCUCAAUAUAAGACAAACCUCUGACGACCGAAUACACGACUGUUAUCUGCCGCUCGCAGCGCAACCACGGGCCGGGGCGCCCUGGUGAUCUCGUGAUCCCCGCGGCCAUCGAUCUCAACCUCGACCUCAACCUCGACCUCGACCUCGACCUCGACCUCGAUCUCGGAACAGCGACCAAGCGAGAGAGAAUCCGCAAGCUCGCGACAGGCCGACCGCCGCGAUGGACCAAGCCGACAUCCCCGCCCUCCUCUCGCGCCUCGCCUCCGACGAGGACGCCGUCCGCAAGAUGGCCGUCUUCAAGCUGCAGAGCUCCAUCAACGACCCGGCCUUCGCCGACGUCUUCAUCUCUUCCGGCGGGCUCGUCAUCCUGCGCCGCCUGAUCAUGACCACCGGCGGCAACACGCUCGCCUACUCGCUGCAGAGCCUGACGCGCCUCCUGGACGUCGACAUGGGCUGGGAUAUCUUCGAGGGCCCCGCCGCCGGCGAUCUGGUCGAGCGCAUCGUCGAGCUGAUCGUGACCAAUCCGCUCGUGAAUAUACUGCGCGGCGCAAUGUCGAUUUUGGUGGCGCUUGUGGGCAGGCUGCAGUCGCCGAGUGGUGGCGCCGGCGGCCCGCCGGGCUCGCCUGGCUCGCCUUCUGCCGGGGGCAAUGGCGUUGGUGGUAGUGGUGAUGGUAGUGCUGCUGCUGCUGGGAAUGCUGGGCCUUCGUCUCGGGCACCAACCGCGGUCCGCGCGCCCGGAACGUUUGGCUUCCGUGCGAUCAAGCCGGCCGUCGCUGUCUACCCGCAGUUUUUCGAGCUGGUCAUCCAGCAGUUGCAGAGCGCUGACCAUGCGCUGUGCGCCAACGCGCUGAUGCUGAUUAACGCCCUGAUUCGAGACGCCGUCACCACCGACGGGAGCGGUACAGCAGGCCUACAGGCCAAGGGUUCCGCGGUUGGUGCCGGCGAGGAGUGGAGCAAGUUCAUCAAGCGCCUGCAAGAUCUGGGCCUCAUCCGCGCCGUAUAUAAUCUCCUGCAGAGCUCGGCGCUGCAGGACCUCGCGCACCCUCUGCUGGAGUUCCAGUCCCUGACGAAAGUGCUGUUGAGGAAAUGGAGGGAGGUGAGGGUCGAUCUCGAGAGGCCUGAGCACAGACGCGCGCUAAAGGGGCUACACCUCGCUAGUGCACCGGACAGGAGACAUGCGAAUGGGGUACCUGGCACGGGGGCUACUGUUGCCAGCGAGGAGGCGGACGGCUUGAAGAAGGGCAGCAGGAGACAUAACCCGGAGAAAUGGCGGCGGCUGGGCUUUGAGACCGAGUCCCCUGCUCUCGAGUUCGAGACGGCUGGGUUCCUCGGUAUGAUGGACCUGACCGACUACGUGAGGAAGAACGAAGACGAAUUCCAGAAAUUGCUGCUCGAGCAGUCGACCAGGCCUCUGAGCGAGCGGUGUCCGGUCGCCAGGGCGAGCCUGGCUGUCACCAUGAUUCUUUAUGAUCAUUUCGACGUCGAUAAGUCAGACCUGGAGGACCCCAGGGGCUUCCUGGCCCUGAACGACGCCAAGACCCACGACAAGCUGUUCCGACCGCUGCUGCUGCAGUGGUCGCGGCUGCACACGGCUGGUCUUCACGCCUUCUUUCGCCUGUGGAAGUCGACGGGCGCUCAGCGCGACGACUUUGACAAGGUUGCGGAGCUAGUGCGUGUGCUCGUCGAGCACGUGGUGGGCCAGGCGGGCAGGACUAAGGAUGUGCUCGAAGUCGAGGAUGAACUGCAGGAGUACGACGCUGCACGGCUGCGCGAGCUGCAGAUGGAGCUCUUGGAGCUCUCCUUCGAGGACCAGUGGGGCGCACACCUGUCGCAGGUCCGUGAGGAGCUCAAGCGUGAAUCGCUGCAGUUCGUCAAGGAGCAGCGCAUCCGCUGCCUGCUGCAGGGCAGCUGGUUCACCAAGCCAAUGCCGCACCGCCGGCAGGAGAGCUACCCCAAGCGGCAGUUGUACCAGCCCUGGCGCUUCGCCAAGCUGUCCCACAAUCGCCGCUACCUGCACUACGCCGACUUCCCCGACAAACUGCCCUAUGAACCCGGGCUGGACGCCCUCCCCGAGAAGAUCGACCUCGGCACCAUCAGCUCAGUCGUCUCCAACGUGUCCACAGCCCCGGACGCGGACGCCGCCGCCGGCGACGGUGAAGCUGACCAGUCCCCCGACUCGAGCACGCCCACGCUGCGCCACAACGGCGCGGCGAUCAGCAAACCGACAACGAAAAUCACCAUCUACUCCUUCAAAGACGACCUGACCAAUCCAAGCACCACCCCCAUCAGCCCCGACACGAACAAGACAUCCACCACAGCAGCAGCAGCGGUAACACCAAACGGCACGAGCAGCAGCGCCGAACCCAAGGAGGAGCCAGUCCUGACUCUGUACCCUCUCAACCACAGCCUGGCGUCGGAGUGGCUCGACGGCUUGCUCAUGCUGCUCAACCAGGCGCCCAUAACGGCCGAGACGAACAAGCUCGUUACGCUGAUCAGCGACUACGGGCUGAAGGUCCGUCUGCUCAAUGUCCGGCUGGAGCAGAUGUAUGCCGGUCCGGGGGUGCAGGGCGCCGGCGUGGUGCCGAGCAGGGAAGGGUUAGACGAGGAUUAUUUUUAUGCGAUUUGACGGCAGCCUUGUCUCUGGCCGUUUUCUUUUUUUUAUUUUUUUGUUGGCAACUAGCGGGCAAAGGGUAGCUUGCCCCUUUUCUUCGUCUCGUCCUGGGGACCUAGGUUACUUAGGCAUGGAGCGUUUGUCG
Molecule: messenger RNA, 2835 nt
Organism: Thermothielavioides terrestris NRRL 8126
Lineage: Eukaryota; Fungi; Ascomycota; Sordariomycetes; Sordariales; Chaetomiaceae
Exons: 1
Coding region: 300-2705 (801 amino acids)
Biological process (GO): cell motility; actin filament organization
Cellular component (GO): plasma membrane
Source: RefSeq, a predicted model, not a curated record